Sardina pilchardus (European sardine) is the source of this 1787-nucleotide messenger RNA. It is a transcript of the gene yaf2, whose product is annotated as YY1 associated factor 2. Gene Ontology annotation, biological process: positive regulation of DNA-templated transcription. Gene Ontology annotation, cellular component: nucleus. NCBI's taxonomy places the organism in Eukaryota, Metazoa, Chordata, Actinopteri, Clupeiformes, Clupeidae. The record is from RefSeq and is a predicted model, not a curated record. Gene Ontology annotation, molecular function: DNA binding; transcription coregulator activity.
GAAACCUCGGCCCGUUUCCCAGCUGGUGGCGCAGCAGGUCACGCAGCAGUUCGCCUCGCCCCUGCUGCCCAAGAAGGAGAAGAAGGAGCGCACCGACAAGGAGCGCAGCGACAAGGAGCCCACGCUCAAGAAGAACAGCCACAAGAAGAUGAGGCCCCGGUUAAAGAACAUCGACAGGAGCAGUGCGCAGCAUCUGGAGGUGACGGUGGGCGACCUGACGGUCAUCAUCACAGACUUUAAGGAGAAGGCCAAGCCCACGUCCACCUCGUCGUCCAGCGCCGCCUCGGCCGACCACCACAGCCAGAGCGGCUCCGGCUCCGACAACAACACCGAGCGGAGCGUGAACGUGUCGCGCUCCUCGUCCCCCCGCGGCGAAGCCUCCUCCGUCAACGGAGAGUCGCACUAAAAGAAAGAGAGAAAAAAAAAAAGAAAAAAAUAACCUGCCCACCUCCCCCCAUACCCACUGUUGACCUUUGAUCCUUGACCCCCGCUUACGGUUAUCCCAUCUUAUCCUCCCAGGCCCACCGCACCCACUGUUCUCAAACCCUAAAUCUCCCCUGCCCCCCCCCCUCCCUUUCCAACGUCGAAAGGGACCAACGACCUCUUUGUCCACAGUCCUCCUCCUUCCUCUUCUCCUCCUUUUUCCUCGUCCUCCUCCAAACCUAAUACUGUUCCCCCUCUCUCUCCCCUCUCUGAACAUGCACAUGUAAGGCUAUGUCAGGACCUUACAGCAAGCUCUUCCCUCUGAGAAAUCCACUACGACACGACAAACAAAGCAACCGUUAUCUCUCCUUCUCUUUUUUUCCUGUUUUCUGUUUUUGGGAGUGUUGGGAGGUGUGAGUGUAUCUCUCUCUCUCUCUACCCCUUUGUGGAGUAUUCCAAACCUUGGUCAGCUUCUUCAGUCCUUGUGGUUUAGGGACGAAGCCACAUCUGGCAUUGGCCUGCACAGGGGUCGACAAACUGUAGUAGAAUUUCUAUGUCACUUUCAGGAUUAACACUCUAUUGAUAUAGCAUUCUAAGAAGACCAUUCUAGAACUUCUCAUACCAUAGAACUCAUGCAUCCUCCAUUUCAGAUUGUUGUCGGCACUCUUCAUCCAAUCAGUGUUAUCGAUAACAUGUAGACACUGACGUGAGCCCCGCCCACCUCAUCUCACUUCCAUUCUCCCUUGUCCAAUAAGAACUAUCGUGGCAUGAUCUGAUUCAGAGUCUCAAUGCAUUAUGGGAAAAAAAAGUAUGAAACUGUUCCCCUUCAUUGUACAGUGAUUGAUUAAUCAAACUGUGAUAGAGUAAGACCUAUUCCUUCUUGGUUUUUUUUUGUUUUGUUUUGUUUUGUUUUUUGCACCUGCUGGUAUUUGGUGUGGUUACAUGAGAGAAUAUUUUACAUUAACAUUUUUUCUUUCAUUUGUUUUGUUUUGUUUUAUUUUGGUUUGUCGCCUUUGCAUUUAUUUUUGUUUUAAAACAAUUUGCAGCACAAGUUAUAUAGAUCAUAUCAUGGUGUUCUCUCAUUGCUCUUGCCAAGGUUGCUAUAUAAUAUGUAUAAAUAUCUUGGUGAAUUAUGUGUUAAUUAAAAGUUUGAAGAAAAGGAAAAAAAAACAUUUAUUACUUAAAAAGACAUUGUAUUAGUAAAGAUGUUGACAUUGAAUCUCCAUUUUAUAGAUUUGAGCUUGUCAUCAAGAGAUUUAUGAUUACGUUUAGAAAUGUCACUGAAUAAAAUGGAAAGAUAUAGCCUCAUCAGUUAAAGACUUGUAAAUAAAGUGAUAUUGUGGGAUUUGCAGUAAAUCGAAGAA